Molecule: messenger RNA, 252 nt
Organism: Opisthorchis viverrini
Lineage: Eukaryota; Metazoa; Platyhelminthes; Trematoda; Opisthorchiida; Opisthorchiidae
Exons: 3
Coding region: 1-252 (83 amino acids)
Source: RefSeq, a predicted model, not a curated record
AUGUCUGCAGUCAAAGAACAACCUUACCAUGAAAUAUACUCCGACUUUUUGUGCAGCCCUGUUGAAGUUAAUCAGAUUCCGUCAUACCGCUAUUUCAAUCCACAAGAUGCUGUCUAUGUCGAUUCUAAUCAAAUAAACUGGCAGCUUCGGAACACCCAACGCACAGGUCUGCCGUCGGAACUGAAUAUUCUUGGAUCAUGUGACCUCCUGGCUGGUAGUUUGAACAUGCAAUCGUCCAGCCAUGCGCGGUAG